Messenger RNA from Symbiodinium necroappetens, 2625 nucleotides. The record is from the annotation of a GenBank genome assembly. NCBI's taxonomy places the organism in Eukaryota, Dinophyceae, Suessiales, Symbiodiniaceae.
AUGUUCGCACGAGAGUGCGACAAGAAAGUCACUGACGGCAAUCAAGUGCUCUUCGAACUGAGGGAGCUGGUGAAGAAAUCCGGUGUGGACAUUCUGCAGGAUGUCAGGUUCGUGAACAUACUUGGAGUGGUCGACAUCAAUGUGGUCCGACUUUCUCUCGGCCUUCCUUCUCCCGAGCAGGAGAAGAGCUACAAGACGGCGCAGGCCAUCGCUCACGAUGCUUGCCUGCUUCUGCAGUUGCAGAGCCCGUGGGCAGCAUUUGCAGAGACAACUGGUGAGGGCAAGUCCUCAAGCCAGGCAGGUCAUCGAAUGAGAGAGCUCAACCCGGAUGGGUCACUUCGCAAUGCACAGGAUUUGCUGAAUGACCAAGGCUUCGUGAUCGAUGCUUUUGUUCGUCGCAAAGCCGACAAACUGGAGUGCCAGAUCAAGCACAUCGGUGGCAACCAGGUGCAACUGGAGGAACUGCACAAGAAGGGCUUGAUGAAAGUUUCCAGCGAUCAGUUCCUUUCCGGAAAGUGGCAUGUGUUCACCCCCAGGAAGGAUGUAGAGGUACUGCAGGACUUGUCCGUUUUCGGCUUCUCUCAGUCCAUCGAGUAUCAAGCUGCUCUCAUGGUGGCGGAGAUCCACAAGGAGCUGGAGAUCUUGCAACAGAAGCACGAUGCUGAUGGUGUGCUGGCCAAGCUCACCUUGCAGCUGAGGCCAAACAGAGCCUUGGUCGUGAAGGAAAAGAUGAACAAACUUGUAUUGGUACCCUGCACGUGGAAGAUUGUGCAGAGAUCGAGCUCUCAAGGCGACUUGGCCAAUGCUGUGAAGGUAGAGACUGCAUGGAACAUGGAUGAUCGGCAGUUUUGGCUGAGCUCCUGUGUCUCCCUGCCCAAAGCCGACGACGAUGCCAGCUCGGGGAAGUUCUGUGUCUCGGCCUUUUUCCUUGUGAAUGGCUCAGAAGAACCGGACUGCAUCAACAUGGAGAUCUUCUUGUCAGGCAGUAAGACUGCCAAAAUCAGGGUGCCACUGCUUCGCAACACAGUGCCCUUGGCCAAAGGAACACUUCCCCGCGCCGAAGCUUCAUUGCUGAGCAACAUGCAUUGCCAGGCUGCAAUCUUUGCAGGGUGUCGCUUGCAGGGCUUUCAGCUCGCAGGCAGCUCAAGUUUGCAGGAGAUGUGCAUGCUGUUGUUCCCAAGCUCGCUCUCAAGCCCUUUCAGCAUCCUCAGUCCCUCGAUCUUCCCGCUCACGAUGGAGGAGCUUAAGGUCGAGCAAAAGUUCGUCGUGUCGUGGGGCAAGGUGCAAUUGGUGCCCACCCAAAAGCUCGUUGAUGGCAUUCCCUAUCUGUGCCUCUCGAAAUGGGAUCGCUCGAGUGUGCGACUGCUGUCGGGGAAAGCUUUGGAUCUGCGAAAACAGAAGCGAGAUCAGGCAGGCUCCUUGCACUGUUCUGCCUGGGAUUCGCUCCUAGAACUCCGCCAACAGGAAGCAAACAAGCUCCUGCAAGAUGCCCUCAAGGAGGACGAGGAGAAUGCUCGCGACAGUGCCAAGAAGAAACCCAUCAGAGCACAAUCCAAACACACGGUCAUGCUCCCCCUUUCCAUGCCGGUGGUUUUCCAUGGCCACAAGAUGAACAUCCUCCUGGAGGGCUUGGGGUCGCAAACCAUCUGGGUCGAGCUGACCGAGCAGAACAUUCUGUUGCUGCACGAGAAGUGUAGUUCCAGCGAGGCCAAACCCAAGAAAAUCGCCAAGAAAAGCAAGAAGGCGAAGAAGAACCAGGACAAGGGCGAUGAUGCGGGUGACGAUGCUGAGGAUGAGGAGGGUGAGGCAUUCCAAUGGCUGCUGCAUGCUCUCGACUUUCUAUGGGCCUUAGAAGUUUUGGUUUUGGCUGCAGCCAUGGCUUUCCGGAUGGUUUGGAAGGGCAUGCCAGAGGCCGACGAAGCCGAGAUGGUCCAGAACUUCAAGAUGGACCUGGAAGACUUCGUCAAGGGCACAGGACCCAAGAACCGGCAUCGCUGGGAGAUCGCGGGCCAUGCACGGCUUCGCUGGACGAAGCAGGGGUGGCACGUGGACCUGCUGGGCUCAGAACCUGCUGUUCUGUCCCAGUGGUUCAACGAUGCCGAGUGCCAGGAGCCUCCAGUUGAAGGCUGGCUUUUCUGGGAUGGCGACUCCGGGCGCUACAGGGAGUCCAUGCUCGUCAUGGAGGCUCACCGUGAAGAUGCAAAUGAGGAGGAGGACCCCGAGCAAGGCUUGCAAGAAGCCGAGGAGGUCCCAGAGCCGAAAGGGCCGCCACCUCCCAAAAGGGUGAAAAAGGAGCAGGUGGGAACCUCAGUCCCGGAGCCCAAGGGUCCACCUCCGAAGCGGGCCCUUCCUUUGGUGGCCUGGCAUUCGAACUGGCAGGUCAAGGCUCCGUGGGCGGCGGGGGGCAAGGCUGCGGGGAUGCAGCUGACGGGCUUCCUCGAUGCCCAUGGGCAGUGGUGGCCUCCGGGAGCCGGGAGGACCCGGGCUCGCACCAGGGCGGGGGCGGCCGUGCAGGCUCAGCGGGUCGUCCCGCGAGCCCUGGAGCUCGCCGAAAGCACGGUCGCAUCUGUGCGGGAGCAGACACAGCUUCAGCGAGAGUUCCUCCAAUGGAUGCGAGAUCGCUGA